This is a messenger RNA of Stegastes partitus (bicolor damselfish), 970 nucleotides long. It is a transcript of the gene dnajb13, whose product is annotated as DnaJ heat shock protein family (Hsp40) member B13. Gene Ontology annotation, cellular component: cytosol. The transcript has 8 exons. Gene Ontology annotation, molecular function: protein-folding chaperone binding. The record is from RefSeq and is a predicted model, not a curated record. The coding region runs from base 1 to 948 and encodes 315 amino acids. NCBI's taxonomy places the organism in Eukaryota, Metazoa, Chordata, Actinopteri, Pomacentridae.
AUGAGCAGCGAUUACUACGAGACUCUGGAAAUAAACAGAGACGCAACAGACGCAGAUAUCAAAAAGGCAUAUCGACGUCUUGCGUUGAAGUUUCAUCCGAGCAGCAACAGAGAACCUGGAAGCAGCGAGACGUUCGUUCAGCUCGGUGAAGCCUAUGAUGUUCUGAGCGACCCUCGAAAAAAGGCAACCUACGACAAGUUUGGUGAGGAGGGUCUAAAGGGUGGUGUCCCAGCCGAGUUUGGCAGCGGUGGAGCUUGGUCAUCGAAAUAUGUUUACCACGGGAAUCCUGAUAAAACAUUCAGGCAGUUUUUUGGAGGCGACAACCCAUUUGCAGACUUCUAUACAAACGAUGCACCGAUGCAGUUGGGCGGCCUGCAGCCAGGAGUGGUAAAGACACAAGAUUCUCCAAUAGAGAGAGACAUUCAUUUGUCCCUGGAUGACCUCUUCCACGGAUGCACAAAAAAGAUUAAGAUAUCUCGGCGGGUUAUGAAUGAAGAUGGAAACGCGUCAAGUAUCAAAGACAAGAUCCUGACAAUAAAUGUCAAGCCUGGGUGGAAGGAAGGCACAAGAAUUGUUUUCUCCAAAGAGGGAGAUCAGGGACCAAACAGCAUCCCUGCAGAUAUCGUGUUUAUUGUGCGGCAGAAGAGUCAUCCCAUGUUUGUAAGACAACAAGAUGACCUGAUGUACAAAGUGGAGAUCUCUCUGGAGAUGGCGUUGACUGGCUUCUCUGUGGAUGUGCAGACACUAGAUGGCAGGCUACUCAGAAUCCCGAUCAAUGACAUUGUGCACCCCACGUACAGAAAAGUGCUGACUGGAGAGGGAAUGCCGCUGUCCCAGGAUCCUUCCCAGAGAGGAGACCUCAUAAUUACGUUUGAUGUCCAGUUCCCUGAGAAGCUCUCGGCUGAGAGGAAACAGCUGAUCAAACAAGCCCUAGCAUUUAAAUGUUGAUCCCAUUUUAGAUACAUGUGAC